This is a messenger RNA of Vicia faba (fava bean), 1050 nucleotides long. NCBI's taxonomy places the organism in Eukaryota, Viridiplantae, Streptophyta, Magnoliopsida, Fabales, Fabaceae. The record is from the annotation of a GenBank genome assembly.
AUGUGGGAAUCGAUUCUGUUAACGGUGGCUGCUACCGCCGGCAACAACAUCGGAAAAAUCCUUCAAAAGAAGGGUACCAUCAUUCUCCCCCCUCUCUCCUUCAAGUUCAAGGUUAUUAGGGCUUAUGCUUUGAACAAAACAUGGUUGAUAGGUUUUCUGAUGGAUAUUUUUGGGGCAUUUUUGAUGUUAAGGGCAUUAUCUCUUGCUCCAGUCUCUGUGAUUCAACCAGUUUCUGGCUGUGGACUAGCAAUUCUGUCGGUCUUUUCUCAUUUUUAUCUCAAGGAAGUCAUGAAUGUUGUUGAUUGGGUUGGAAUUAUCUUGGCUGGUUUUGGCACAAUAGGAGUUGGUGCUGGUGGCGAAGAGCAGCAAGAGGCGGUUGCUCUAUCCAUUUUUCACAUACCAUGGCUGACGUUUGUUGUUUUCAUCUUGUUUGUAGAAACACUUGCACAGAUGCUGCUUAAUGGAUGGCUUCGAAUAUACAAGCGCCAGCGAAGAGAACAAGAGAUGAUGGAAUAUGAUGUUGUGGAGGAAAUCAUUUAUGGCUUGGAAUCUGGUAUUUUGUUUGGGAUGUCAUCUGUAAUUUCAAAGAUGGGAUUUCUAUUCCUAGAGCAAGGUUUUCCCAAAGUGCUGGUUCCUAUAUGCCUCCUGAUCAGUGUGUUUUGUAGUGGUAUAGGCUUUUACUACCAGACACGUGGCCUAAAGCAUGGGAGGGCUAUUAUAGUUUCUACAUGUGCAGCUGUGGCAUCGAUUUUGACUGGUGUACUUGCUGGGAUGCUUGCUUUGGGUGAACGACUUCCUUCCGCCCCAAAAGCCCGUGUAGCACUUCUUCUUGGAUGGCUACUUAUAAUUACGGGCGUGAUUUUGCUCGUUGGUUCAACACGGCUUGUGAGAUUCCUCACUUCUUCACAGCGAAAAAGAAGCAAUGUUGAGAAGAAUUUUGGCCCUAGAAGAUCCACUUCUUCCCGUACAAGGGAGCCAAGUCCUACAAGCGCUGUCAUUCAAGCGGCAACAUUAAAUCAUCUGCUAUCGUCUUCCAAAGAAAAACCUUGA